Pungitius pungitius (ninespine stickleback) is the source of this 2251-nucleotide messenger RNA. It is a transcript of the gene nt5e, whose product is annotated as 5'-nucleotidase, ecto (CD73). The transcript has 9 exons. Gene Ontology annotation, molecular function: nucleotide binding; metal ion binding; 5'-nucleotidase activity. Bases 158 to 1891 code for a protein of 577 amino acids. Lineage: Eukaryota; Metazoa; Chordata; Actinopteri; Perciformes; Gasterosteidae. The record is from RefSeq and is a predicted model, not a curated record. Gene Ontology annotation, biological process: AMP catabolic process. Gene Ontology annotation, cellular component: plasma membrane.
UUCAGAGACCUCCUGUAGAGACGUCCUCCACAGACCUCCUGUAGAGACGUCCUCCACAGACCUCCUGUAGAGACCUCCUCCACGGACCUCAUCCACAGACCUCCUGUAGAGACCUCCUCCACAGACCUCCUCUCGAGUCUUUACGCGCGGCGGACGGAUGGAAGCGGCGCGCCCAGAGCCACGGCUCCUCCUCCUCCACCUCCUCCUCCUGCUGGGCUCCUCCGUGUCCCCCUCGGCGGCCUGGGACCUGGUUCUCCUGCACACCAACGACGUGCACGCCCGGGUGGAGCAGACCGACGUGAACUGUCUUCCACUCUGUCGCGACGGCGCGUGUUUCGGCGGCGUCGCGCGCAGAGCCUCCGCGAUCCGGAUGGUGCGCGAGAAGGAGAGCCACGUGGUGCUGCUGGACGCGGGGGACCAGUUCCAGGGCAGCGUGUGGUUCAACUACUACAAGGGGGCCGAGGCGGCUCACUUCAUGAACAAGCUGCGCUACGACGCCAUGGUGUUUGGGAACCACGAGUUUGACAACGGGGUGGGGGGCCUCAUGGCGCCCUUCAUGGAGCAGAUCAAGUGCCCCCUCCUCAGCGCCAACAUCAACGCAACCGGCGCUCUGGCCUCCACCUUCGGCACCUCCUUCCUACCCUACAAGAUCCUGACUGUGGGGGGGGAGAAGGUGGGCGUGGUGGGGUACACGUCUACGGAAACGCCCCACCUCUCCCAACCGGGACCUGACGUGCUCUUCGAGGACGAGGUGAAGGCUCUGCAGCGUCAGGUGGACAAGCUGCUCACGCUGGGAGUCCAGAAGAUCGUCGCUCUGGGACACUCGGGCUUCGUGGUGGACCAGAAGGUGGCCCGCGAGGUCCGGGGGGUGGACGUGGUGAUCGGGGGGCACAGCAACACCUUCCUGUACACCGGCCCCGCCCCCUCCUCCGAGGUCCCUGCAGGUCCUUACCCCUUCAUGGUGAAGUCGGUCGACGGCCGGCAGGUCCCCGUGGUGCAGGCCUACGCCUUCGGGAAGUACCUGGGCUACCUGAAGGUGACCUUCGACGAGGAGGGGAACGUCCUGAAGUCCACGGGGAAGCCCGUCCUGCUGGACAGCAGCGUCCCGCAGGACCCAGAUGUUCUGGCCGACGUGCAGAAGUGGAAGGAGAACCUGGCCAGCUACUCGGCCGAGGUGUUGGGAAGCACGCUGGUCUUCCUCAACGGCUCCGACAAGGAGUGUCGCUUUCGGGAAUGCAACCUGGGGAACCUGAUCUGUGACGCCAUGAUGGACAGCAGCCUCGGGGGGUCCAGCAGGCUCCAGUGGAACCAGGUCAGCGGCAGCAUCUUCAACGGAGGAGGCAUCCGCACGUCCAUCGACGAGCGCACCAGCAACGGUCAGAUCACAGUGAACGACCUGAUCUCCGUGCUGCCCUUCGGAGGAACCUUCGACCUGGUGAAGCUGAAGGGCUCCACGCUGCUCCGAGCCUUCGAGCACUCGGUGAAGCGCUACGGAGGAAACACUGGGGAGUUCCUGCAGGUCUCAGGAAUGCGCGUGGAGUUGGACCUCGCCCUCCCGGCGGGGGGCCGCGUGAGGAGCCUCGCCGCGCUCUGCACCGAGUGUCGGGUCCCUCGGUACCGGCCCGUCCGGCCGGAGCAGAUCUACACGGUGGUGCUGCCGUCCUACAUGGUGAAGGGCGGAGACGGCUUCUCCAUGAUCGCCGAGGAGAUGCUGAAGCACGACAGCGGGAGUUUGGACCUUUCGGUCGUUUCCAACUACAUCAAGCAGAAAAAAAAGGUUUAUCCCGCCGUCGAGGGACGCAUCAAAAUCUACAACUCGGCCCCCGGACCGACCGCCCCGCUGGUUCCACUGGUUCUGCUGGUUCUGUUGGUGCUGCUGUGGACCAUGUGAAGCAGGAGGAACCUACAUCUGCUCCUUUAAAUCAAUGUUAGUUCUUUUCAGCAGGUGAGUCCGACUCGCACCAAACCAGAGGAAAGGAUUCAUGUGAAGGUGUUUUUAACCACGGUAACCACGGUGAUGUAACUCCUCCUCCUGAUGAUGUCAUGGAGCCCCCCCCCUCCGUCCGCAUGUCAAUGAACUCGUUGGUAGUCAAACGCCGCGCUGGGUUGCCAUGGAAACCGUUCUCCAUCACAGGACAACGACGGCUUUGAUUCACUAUUUGAAGGAAACCUUUUGAAGGAACUUUCAUUACAACAAAGUACUUUGUAUUUAAAGGAAUUUAAAUGCCGUUUUUAUGGCAUAAAGCACUUA